AUGCGGAGGAUGGCGAAGGAAUCGACUCUGGUAACGGAAGUAGGCGCGGAGGCCUCACCGGGAGCCAGCUUCUCCGACACGGAUCCAGCAACGGCACACGUCCCCGAUGCGGACGGCGAUCUCCUGACCACGCCCGCCGCCGGCGCGGGUGCGGCGGCCAAGCCGUUGCUUGGCGCAGCAGCGGCCUCCCCGUAUCUCGCCGAGAAGCCCGACGACACGCCUGACGAAGAGGCCCGGCGAAGAAGCCCGGACCAAGCCAGCUCGGUCACCGCACCACUACCACCACUGCAGACACCUGAAGAUGAAGCGCCGGAGGAGGGGAAGGAGGAUGGCGUCGCCGACAUAGCCGGGUCGGCGGCGGCGGCGGUAGCGGAAGGGACAGAUGCGCUGGAGACCGCUGCUGAAUCGGCAGCAGCAGCGGGGAAGACGGCUGGAGAAGAGACAGAACUGGCGCCGUUGUCCGCCGGGGGAGGGCAGCUGCCAGCGGCGACCGAUGUGUUGGAGCGGGAUGCCGACCCGGCGGGGGGGGGUGCCACCGAGCCCGAUGACCUCGAUUGGGGAGACUUCGGAGAUUCGACAGGUGCCAUGGAAGCAGCGGAAGGGGCUGUGGUUGACGGGUCCAGCGAGGCAGAGGAGGAGGAGGAGGAGGAGGAGGAGGAGGAGGAGCCGCGGGAGACGGGGCGAAAUCAGGAGGGAGGGGGGCGAGACGCUCCGGCUUCGUCUUCACGAGAAGCUCACCAGGAGGUGGACCCCCCCGCGGCCGGUGACGCUCCGGCCGCCGAGCCUACCGCCUCGCUGUCAUGCGUGGGGGAGGAAGGGAGAGAUGGCCACGCAGAGACGCCGUCGACACCGCCUUCACAGCCGGAAGAAAUAGACCAAUCAGGGGCCUCUGAUUCGGGGAAAGCUGGUGACGACAGACCGGAAAGCGUUUAUCCUGGCGGUGCUGCGGUGAUGAUGUCGGCCGGAGAGGAUUGGGGGGCUUUCGAGGAGGUAGAGCCGCCUAGCGGCGCAAAAAAGGCUCCGGCGGGGGAAACAGCUGGGCGUGCGGACAACAACGGCGAUGGCGACAGAACGCCUUUCGGUGGAGAACCUCCUUCAGGUGGGAAAAUGCCUUCUGAUGGGGAGACGCCUUCAGAUGAGACAACGCCGGCGGGUGAGGAUGCUCCUUCCGAUGGAAAAACGCCUUUCGCUGGAAAACCACCUAUCGAGGACGAUGAGAAAGAGCCGCCUCCGGCCUUUCAAGUGCUCGGAGCGGAGGAGCAGAGUAGCAGCGGCUGGGGAGCGUUUGACGAGGCGCCUCCACCACCACCGCCGCCGCCGCCGCCGCCGCAGUCAACCGUCGCCGAUGUCGCGGAAGCGGGUGCCGGGGCGGAAACGAUGGGUGGACCGACGAUAGAAGCGGACGAAAUAUCGGCGGCCGCCACCAAGGAGCGCACGGCGCAAGAAGACGGAGCGAUAGCGUCAACUGCAACAGCAAUACUACCACCACCAACAGCAACAACAGCGCCACCGGCUGAGGAAGAAGAUGGAGGCCAGGCCGGCGUCGAGGGCGGGGCAGCGGCCAGGGUCGGCGCGGGGGCGGAGACGGCGGCGGCGGACGGUGGUGACGAUCAGCAGCCGGAGAGUGAAGACGACUGGGGCAGCGACUUUGGCGACUUUGAGGAAGCGCCGACGCCAGAAGAGGAGGCGGGACCACCGGAGAGCGCUGCGCCGGCCGUUGGCGUGCGGGGGGAGGAGAGCGCGUCGGCGACCGCGGGGGGUAGAGGCGGUGGUACGAAGGCGGCGGCGAGUGCGAUGUCGGCGUACGUGAACGGGGCGGCGGGGGUAAGAGGCGAGAGACCCUCGUUGCUGGCGAUUAUGGUGACCGUGUUUGACGAGGCCUUCGACAGAGGGGGCUCCGCGGAACUGAGUACUUCAAUGGGGGUCGUUUCGCGAGGGGCUCCGUCGUUGGGCGGCGGCGCGAAGGGGGAGGAGGGCUCAGUUGACUCUCGGGUCGAUCUGGCGCCCUUGUUGCGCCACGCACACCCCUACCGAAGCCGGCCGCCUGCCCGGCUGCACCACUGGGCGGCUCAAUGCAUCCUGAGGGGCAUCCGCCCGGUGCCAGACGCGUCGCCAUUGGGGGACGCCGACGACGCCGACGGUUUCGACCACCGCGGCAGGCGUUCAAGCGGGCGUGGCAGUUUCACCUCCGGGGCGCGAGGAGGAACGUCGGCACCAGUGACCCCGUCGCGGCCUCGCUCGCAGCCGCCUCCGCCGUCUGCAGACCACCCGCCGGCGGCGGCAGCGCUGGCGACGCGGCCGGCAUCAUCAUUGCCCCCCCCACCCGUGCCUCUGUCGCCACCAAGAGCGGCAACAACAACGGCGAGUUCUCGUGUUGUGUCGCCGUCGAGAGCCCCGCGAGCGGUCUUUCCCAGGCCGGGCGCGACGGCGGCGGCGGCGUCGGCGGCGGGGGGCCCGCGGGUGGUUUCCCCGUCAUCCUCCCCCCCCCCGGGGCCCCCGAAAUUGAGCACGGCCGCGGGAGCGAGCAGCCCGACGGCAACAAGGAAGGAAGGUCCCAGCGGUGAUGCCGUGGCGGUGGCGGAUCAGGCGUUAGCCGAGAGCGUGGACAGCCCGGCGGUGGCGGCGGCGGCGGCAGCGGUGGAACCUGCUCAGGCAGGGUUCGCGUCGUUCCCAGCGCCGACGACGCCUUCUGGCGACCCGCCGGCCUUCGACGGCGAAGAAGACGAUGACUUCGUCUGGGGGGAAGCGGCCGCGGCGCCGACCCCCGAGAUGCCUCGACAUUCACCCCCGCGGGUGCCCCUGACCCCGCCCGCGGCAGGCGGAGCGAGUGGCACGGACAGCGCUCACGACGGCGUAGGUGAUGGCGCGCCACCCCCUCCUAGCGAUGGUGGGGAUGGUAAUGGCGGAGGUGCGGAUGAUGGAGACGGCGGUGGCGGCGGCGACGGCGGCGAUUGCAGCGAUGACGCCUUCGAAACCUUCCAGUCGCCACCGCCUCCACCCGACAGUGAUGGUGGCGGUGGUGUUGUUGCUGUUAGCGGAGAUGCAGAUGACGGCGACGACGGAGACUGGAGCGAUGACCCUUUCGACACCUUCCAGUCGGCGCCACCGGCCGCCCCUGCACCUCUCGCGAGCCCGCCCCCGGCGCCGCAGCCAACGCUGUUGGAGCCAACCCGCCCCGCUGCCGCCGCUGCCGCUGAGAGGUCGCCGUCCUCGCCGCCGCCCCCCCCGACGGAAACAUCGACGUGGAACCUGGACUUUUUAAUGGGGGCACCGGCGAAGGGGGGCGGUGGCGGUGGCGGUGGCGAUGGGAGCGAGGGUCGUCUGUCGCCUUUGCCUGGGGGCGCCGCAGGGGCGUCUCCUGUGGGAGGGGAGGGGGUGCAGUCUGGCAAGCCGUUGGACCUGGUCAGCCAAGCCCUGGCCGGCUUCGGCAUCGCCAGCACCACGCCGGCAGGCCCCUCACAGCAUCCUGAGGAAGGCGACCGGGUUGACGCCGAAUCAUUCGGGGCCUUCUCGGCCGGGGCUCUUGUUGCUAGUAGUGGUAGUCGUGGUGACCGUGACCACCCCGUAGGGGAAUCUAACAGCGGCGGUGGCGGCGGUUACGGUGGGGGAGAAAGGGGACGCGUCGGGAGCGUGGAGGUCUCAGACUUGCUUCGCGCCGCUAGGUUAAGAGGGGGCGGGAGGCGAUCGUCGCGGCCCAUGGGGCCGCUUUCUACCGAAGCCCAGGCGAGACUUGCAGGCUUGCCGGACUUGUCGUACAUGCUGUCCCAGAGGAUACGGUUCCCCAUGCGGGCGGCCGCGCCGGUGCCGGCGGCGGUCACCGGGAAAGCUUUGCUUUAGGGAUUGAAUUGUGGCAUGGUGAAAGUAUUGUUCUCUUGCAGUUUUUGUCCGGUUGCCGCUUGGGAAGCUUUGCUUCGUGGGGUUGAAUUGUGGCAUGGUGAAAAAUAUCGUUCUCUUGUAGUUUUUGUGCGGUUGCCGCUGGGGAAGCUUUGCUUCGUGGGGUUGAAUUGUGGCAUGGUGAUGGGUAGAGAGAGAUCGGAACGGUUUUCAAUGUGAAGACAACAACAACAACAUGGUGAAAAAUAUUGUUCUCUUGUAGUUUUUGUGCGGUUGCCGCUGGGGAACCUUUGCUUUAGGGAUUGAAUAUUGUUGUUGGUUGUUGUUGUUGUUGUUGCUGUCCUCCUU
Ectocarpus siliculosus is the source of this 4182-nucleotide messenger RNA. NCBI's taxonomy places the organism in Eukaryota, Phaeophyceae, Ectocarpales, Ectocarpaceae. The record is from the annotation of a GenBank genome assembly.